Pygocentrus nattereri (red-bellied piranha) is the source of this 5060-nucleotide messenger RNA. Its product is annotated as transmembrane protein 121. The record is from RefSeq and is a predicted model, not a curated record. The transcript has 2 exons. The coding region runs from base 340 to 1290 and encodes 316 amino acids. Lineage: Eukaryota; Metazoa; Chordata; Actinopteri; Characiformes; Serrasalmidae.
GAGAGAGAGAGAGAGAGAUAGAGGGGGAGAGGGAGAGCUGGAGCUCCAUGCCGGCUGGAUUUACCGCUGGAGAGCGCAGAUCUUUGGGGAUCUCUGCGUUUUCUCUCUGACUCAGUCAUGGAUCGCUGUGCUGGUCUUUUCAUCUCGGAACGCUGUCCUCUCACUCCGAGGAAUUAAGGAAUGUAAAUUUGGGAAAAAUGCCCCAUGUUCUCCAGAGUGUCCCUCCAGGUGAUCUGAGUGUUCUCAGUUAGCGAUUCCUGGACGGUGGAGGUGGCCAUGUGGUCAGUUCGAGGGAUUUGAGCUCAUCCAAACAUUCACAAGGAGUGUCCCAGAGGCAGGAUGGUCCCGCCUCCUCCCACCAACAAGCCGCAUGUGUGCCUGUCCACCAUCAUCAUCAUGAGCAGCAUGGCGCUGAUGGACGCUUACCUGGUGGAGCAGAACCACGGCCCGCGGAAGGUGGGAAUCUGCAUCAUGGUGACGGUGGGGGACCUGUGCUUUCUGAUAGUGCUGCGGUACGUGGCCGUCUGGGUGGGUGCUGAAGUUCGGACGGCCAAACGUGGCUAUGCCAUGAUCCUUUGGUUCCUUUACAUCUUUGUCCUGGAGAUUAAAGUGUACUUUGUGUACCAGAACUACAAGGCGGACCGUAAGAGUCUGGACGCUCUGGCUAGGAAAGCUUUGACCUUACUGCUGUCCGUCUGCAUCCCCGUCCUUUUUGUCAUUCUGGUGGCCAUUGACCACAUGGAGUAUGUAAGAGUUUUUAAGAAGAAAGAGGAGAUCCGAAAUCGCCUUUUUUGGGUGGUGGUGGACCUGCUGGACGUUCUGGACAUCCAGGCUAAUCUGUGGGAGCCACAGAAGAAAGGCUUGCCGCUGUGGGCCGAGGGAUUGAUGUUCUUCUACUGUUACAUCCUGCUGCUGGUCCUGCCCUGCGUGUCGCUCAGCGAGAUUAGCAUGCAGGGCAUCAACAUCAGCCCUCACAAGAUGAUGCUGUACCCCAUACUCAGCCUGGUGACCAUUAACAUCAUCACACUUUUCAUUCGUGGAGGGAACAUGCUUCUGUACAAAGACAACAGGGUGUCUGGGAUACUCAUGGGCAAGAACAUCCUGGCCAUCAUUCUGAAGACGUGCAGCUUCGUGCAGUAUCGGAGGCAGCUUCAGAGCGCUCCUCCGGCGUUUGGGCUGGAACUACAGAAAAACUCUGCCCCCCCGAGCCGUGCUGCUAACACACAACCGCUAACACACACUCAGGACCAGCCUCCGCUGCCUGAACUCACCGCCUGUGAACACACAUGACACACAGGAACUGCUGGACUGGUUUAUAUGGGCAUGUUUGUUGGAAAGAGAGUUUAGAUCGUGGAUUUUGAUGCAGUGAAACGGCAGUGUUAGUAUUAUGUCACUGUGGUUUUCUUCAGCUGAAUGGGAACCAAUGCCAACCAUUCUGAUGACAAUUAGGGACGGGCAGUUUUAGAUUGUAGCAAGCAAUUUGACUAGUUUUCAAACAGUGGAGCGUCAUUUCAGUGUUGUUAAGGUACCAAAUUAGGAUGAUAUGGCUUGAUGUAGCUGUCCAGGACGAGCCCUCGCAUCCAGGCCAGAUGACCUGGAUUUAUGUUCUUAUCCUCUCCCGCCCCUUUGUUCUUUUCCUGAUAGCCCUAAACAUGAAGAAAUACCUAAAAUACAGAUUUGUGCAUAUAUUUCAUUACAUUUAUGUAGUGGGACAUAAAUUUAAUGAAAACUAACUGAUAUGAUGUAACACCACCACAGUGUUUAGUGAAUAAAUAACAAUUAGGUGCUACUUAAUAAUUAGACCCAUUUACAUUCUUGCAACCUGCGGUUAAUAUUACUGAAUGUUACUGAACGUUACUGGACAUUACUGAACGAUACUGAACGUUACAGAAUAUUACUGAACGUUUCUGAACGUUACUGGACAUUACUGAACGAUACUGAACGUUACCGGACAUUACUGAACGUUACUGGACAUUACUGGACAUUACUGAACGAUACUGAACAUUACCGAACAUUACUGAAAGUUACUGGACAUUACUGGAUGUUCCUGAACAUUACUGGACAUUACUGGACGUUACUGAACGUUACUGGAUGUUACUGAACAUUACUGGACGUUAUUGAAUGUUACUGGACAUUACUGAAAGUUAUUGAACAUUACUAAAGGUUGCUGAACAUUAGUGGACGUUACUGAAUGUUACUGGACGUUACUGAAUGUUACUGAACGUUACUAGACAUUACUGAACGAUACUGAACGUUACUGGACAUUAAUGGAUGUUACUGAACGUUACUAAACAUUACUGAAAGUUACUGAACGUUACUGGACAUUACUGGAUGUUACUGAACGUUACUAAACAUUACUGAAAGUUACUGAACCUUACUGGACAUUACUGGAUGUUACUGAACGUUACUAAACAUUACUGAAAGUUACUGAACCUUACUGGACAUUACUGGAUGUUACUGAACGUUACUAAACAUUACUGAAAGUUACUGAACGUUACUGGACAUUACUGGAUGUUACUGAACGUUACUAAACAUUACUGAAAGUUACUGAACCUUACUGGACAUUACUGGAUGUUACUGAACGUUACUAAACAUUACUGAAAGUUACUGAACCUUACUGGACAUUACUGGAUGUUACUGAACGUUACUAAACAUUACUGAAAGUUACUGAACGUUACUGGACGUUACUGGACAUUACUGGAUGUUACUGAACAUUACUAAACAUUACUGAAAGUUACUGAACGUUACUGAACGUUACUGGACGUUACUGGACAUUACUGAAAGUUAUUGAACAUUACUAAACAUUGCUGAACAUUACUGAAAGUUACUGGACGUUACUGAAUGCUGUUGGGCCAUGACUUUUAACUCCAAUCAAAAUUUUAUGUAAUUUCCAAUCUGAAGUCAUUUGUAAAGUAUAAAUUCAAGCCGUGCCGAGUCAGAAACUCUUUAACUGCAUGUCCACGUCAGUAGUUUUAAGUCUAUUUUGCCUCAUCAAAAUUUCAUGUCCAUCCCUACUAAAAUAAAACCAGUGAUGACCCCCCUACAGUGGCAGAUCUCACCUGUCACAGGACCUCGUUUGGCACCCCCUAUCUGUCCCUGCUAUGGCAGCCUGUUGAGCUAGCCAGCUAACACAGCAAGUUUCACUGAGCCACAGAUUGAUACUCUGAUGGCUGCAUCAACGUCAGUACUGGACGUUUUUAGAAAACUCAACAAAACUCCAAAAUGUACAGAUGUUUUUAUGAGAGAUAAAAUAGAAACUUGCUCUCACAAUGUUUUUUCUUGAUUUUCUCAACUUUUCUUGCUGUUUUGGGGGUAUCUGAGGUGAACCAGCAAAUCCUACCACUGACUGGGUUUACUUGGUUGUGCACUUAAGCCCUGACUUGCCCAAGUGGCACUGCCCUUCUGGCAAAGCUGUGCUACACUCAAACUCCCCAGUAGGACCAAUAAAGGUACUUAACAUAACAUGUUCUCUGAAUCUGGGAGGUAAUAAUGGACAGCAUUCUCUUACUAUCAUUGCUCUUUAAUGAGGAGGUCUGCACAGGCCUGGGCAUUAAUACCUGCACCCACCCACUUCAACCACUAAUCAGGUCCCCCACACCUGCAAAAGCUGCUGUGAUUCUUUCCCACAAAGCACCACUUCAGCCCUUCCCACUUAUCCACGCAUCAUGCCCACCUGCACCCGUCAGCUCCCGCCUGUGCUCACUGUAAUCCACUCUGCUGGUGUAGGAUGUGUCCACACUAACCAUGUGAUGCAGUGGUGCAUCCAGACCCUUCGCCCCUCCGCACACCCAGCAGCGGUAAUAAACGCUUAGGCUAAUCAAAGUGAACCUGCACAUGACACCAAACAAUGAGCGUCGCCUCAUGUGACAUCACUGUCAACAAACAAGGACUUCACUACUCACACGUCAGAACACGCAGAGCUGGAGUAAAACACAGAAUAAAAAGCCAAAAGAAUAUUAAUGGAAAUUCGGUGAGAUUUUGCGUGUCCAGUAAAUUUUCACUGGAUGUUUGUAGCUUCAUGUGUUUUGCUGCUUGCGAUCACAGGCCUGUUUUUCUCUGCAGCUCAUUUCUUGCUCUUUUGCUUCUACAGGCAGCCAGUAACUGUCCAAGCCCAGCCCACCCAGCCAGUCUAAUCUCCCCCCCGCACAAGCCCGCAGCCUGCCAUGUUCACCCACAAAGACCGCGGUGCCUGAAAAUCAAUACUGCCCACAAAUUAUUUAGCAGAUCUGGCGGGACCCACAAGUGACCCCACCUCAUGAAAAUCUCCAAUUUAAUGCAACUCCGUUUGAAUUAAAAAGGGAAGAUAAAUAAAGUGAUAAAACUGCUGUCACACUUUGUCAUGACCAGUGACAGCUUGGUUCAUGAUGGACAACUGCUAAUCACGCUAUUCAUGCUCUGCAGUAAAUAAUACACAGUGAAUUCCAUGCCUGUUAUUGGCCUGGUGGGGGCACUAAACAGCUUCUGUAGUUGUAGUUGUAGUUGUAUGAAUGUGUAGGAAGGGCCGACACUGACUCAGCCUGCAGGCCUGUGGUUCUGCUCAGCCUGCAGACGGUCAAACUCCUCCAGAUCUCCAGAUCAUCCGCUCUCACAGCUCCUUUAGCGCAGACACAGUGAAUAUGUACAGAACAGGCUGCUCUGGUGAGUUUGUGAAGCUGACGUUUGUGUAAAAGACAGAAGAGUAAAAGUACUUUGAUGCAGUUUUUCUGAUGUUUGGACUCUGAGUCGGUGGGAUUGUUUGCCACCCACAGUACCGUGCACGUUGAAAAGGGUCCAUUGUGUAUUUUUUCUAAUCACUAUUUCAAAAACAAGGAUUUGUAAAUGCAUUUAUUUUUGGAGAGUGUAAUUAGUAACGGCGAUGAAAUCCGUUGUGUUGUGAUGUUGCUUUUUCUGUUUGAUUUAUCAGAGACUCCAUCUUUGUUCAUUUGAAUGAAAUGAAAUCUGAAACAAAACAAAGCUGUGCUGAGACUGGAAGGCCUGUCAGAGGCAGACCAGCAGAGAAAAAGAGGGAAAUGUCUUUUUUAUGUGCUCCUUUGAUAAAGUAUUGUGUACAUAUAAGGCUG